Messenger RNA from Syngnathus typhle (broad-nosed pipefish), 1838 nucleotides. RefSeq names its product microfibril associated protein 1 (gene mfap1). Gene Ontology annotation, cellular component: U2-type spliceosomal complex. The transcript has 8 exons. NCBI's taxonomy places the organism in Eukaryota, Metazoa, Chordata, Actinopteri, Syngnathiformes, Syngnathidae. Gene Ontology annotation, biological process: mRNA splicing, via spliceosome. The record is from RefSeq and is a predicted model, not a curated record. The coding region runs from base 138 to 1469 and encodes 443 amino acids. Gene Ontology annotation, molecular function: RNA binding.
AUUAGACGAAGAAGAAGAGCCUGGCUCCGCCUGUUUUGUGCAGCCGCACUCCAGUGGUCAUUAUUUGAAGUAGUAGCGCGUUCCUUUUUCAACGAAUAACUACAAUUCUCUGAGUUUGGUUAGUCCACGAGGCAGUCAUGUCUAACCACGAUUCAGCCAACAUGAAGCUUCCACCUAUACAGUCCACGGCUGGAGCCGUACCGGUCCGGAAUGAGAAAGGUGAGCUCUCAAUGGAAAAAGUGAAGGUGAAGAGAUACGUGUCAGGCAAACGUCCAGACUAUGCCCCGAUGGAGUCAUCAGAUGAGGAAGAGGAGGAUUUUCAAUUUGUUAAAAAGGGAAAAGAAAUUGAGCCCGAGAUUGAACAGGAGGAAGAGGAUGUGUCUGACCCACGUUUAAAGCGUUUGCUCAACCGUGUCUCUGAGGAUGUUGAGGAGAGGCUCGCCAGACAUAGACAAAUUGUAGAGCCUGAAGUUGUUGCUGAGAGCAGCGAAGACUCUGAUGAAGGGACGUGGCAUCCACAACAUGAGCGUGAGGAAAGCAGCGAGGAUGAAGAAGAGGAAGAGGAAGAAAUUGAUGAUGAGGAAAUCGAAAGGCGUCGAGGAAUGAUGCGUCAACGGGCUUUGGAACGCAAGACUGAAGAGAUGGAGGUCCUAGAGGUGGAGGAGGAAGGCAAAUCAGGGGAGGAAUCGGAGUCAGAGUCUGAGUAUGAAGAAUAUACCGAUAGUGAAGAUGAAGCCGAGCCCAGACUCAAACCAGUCUUCAUUCGCAAAAAAGACAGAGUUACCGUGGCAGAGCGGGAAGCCGAGCAGCAAAAGCAAAAAGAGCUAGAGGCUGAAGCCAAGAAGCAGCAGGAGGAGCGCCGACGCUACACACUGAAGAUAGUAGAAGAGGAGGCCAAGAAGGAGUUUGAGGAGAAUCGGCGCUCCCUGGCCGCACUGGAAGCCCUCGACACAGAUGGCGAAAACGAGGAGGAGGAGUACGAAGCCUGGAAAGUUCGGGAACUGAAACGAAUUAAGAAGGACAGAGAAGCUCGAGAAGCCAUGGAGAAGGAAAAGUCAGAUAUCGAGAGAUUCCGUAACAUGAAGGAUGAGGAGCGCAGGGCAGAGCUUCGCAACAAUGGCAAAGUCAUCACCAACAAAGCAUCUAAAGGCAAAUACAAGUUCCUUCAGAAGUACUACCAUAGAGGCGCCUUUUUCUUGAAUGAGGAGGAUGAAGUGUACAAGCGAGACUUCAGUGCACCCACGCUGGAGGAUCACUUCAAUAAAACUAUCCUGCCCAAAGUCAUGCAGGUUAAAAACUUUGGGCGGUCUGGACGUACCAAGUAUACUCACCUGGUGGAUCAGGACACCACGUCGUUUGACUCUGCAUGGGCUCAGGAAAGUGCUCAGAACAACAAGUUCUUUAAGCAGAAGGCAGCAGGAGUAAGAGAUGUGUUUGACAGACCCACGGUAAAGAGGAAGAAGACAUAAAUUUGUGCCAUCAAUGCACUCAACCCUUGCUAGGACUUUGAAAUAAAAAAACAGAUUCGGUUUGGAUUGUUUCAGUCCAUCUUAAGACUGCAGACCUAAUUUGAGAGGUUUAAAAUUGGAUGUCAUCUUUGCUCUCUCUUGUAUUUUGACAAAUGAUACGUUUAUUGUCCCAGAUGAAAUAAACGGUGGGACAACAAAAGAUGUAAUAUGUUUCUCAAAGCUCUUUGGGGGCUAGUUAUUGUCAAGAUGUAAGGUAAUUUUGUACAUAUUCGCCAUGGUAUGACUGAGUUAAAUGAUUUGCUCUUCCAUAUUUGUGACAGGUUGAUUUCUUUUUGUAUAAUAAAACAUGUAUUUUCAGAAUUUUAAGAA